Messenger RNA from Closterium sp. NIES-67, 284 nucleotides. The record is from the annotation of a GenBank genome assembly. Lineage: Eukaryota; Viridiplantae; Streptophyta; Zygnematophyceae; Desmidiales; Closteriaceae.
UGUAGUAGAUGAUAUGUUUGAAAGGUUUCAGGAGGCACCAUCGGAGGAAUAACCAGAAGAAGAAGAAGAAGAAGAAGAAGAAGAAGAAGAAGAAGAAGAAGAAGAAGAAGAAGAAGAAGAAGAAGAAGAAGAAGAAGAAGAAGAAGAAGAAGAAGAAGAAGAAGAAGAAGAAGAAGAAGAAGAAGAAGAAGAAGAAGAAGAAGAAGAAGAGGAGAGUGAGGAGGAGUCUCUGCUCAAUGGAGAAGAGGAACAGCAGAAGCUGAGAAGAAAGCAGCAGCUGAGGC